Rhododendron vialii is the source of this 911-nucleotide messenger RNA. RefSeq names its product CASP-like protein 5B2. NCBI's taxonomy places the organism in Eukaryota, Viridiplantae, Streptophyta, Magnoliopsida, Ericales, Ericaceae. Bases 285 to 749 code for a protein of 154 amino acids. The transcript is spliced from 4 exons. The record is from RefSeq and is a predicted model, not a curated record. Gene Ontology annotation, cellular component: membrane.
UAAAUUUUGGAUUACCAGAAUCCCAAUAUCUCUGGGAACUAGGAAGACUUUUUGUCAUAAAGUUCACCAUGGGAAUGAAUUGAAAAUGGCUGAAAAUUGACCAAUAAUAAAUGUUCCCAUUUUUCUAAAGGGGAACAGAUUUUCAGGGCCUCUGUGUUAGGCGGAAAGUUAUAAAGCAUCCACAGUGAUCGUCUGAUUUAGGAGAGGGCCCCUGUAUUGUGAAAGCAAGAAGAUUCAUACAGAGAGGGAUUGUGUAGUUCAGAGAGAGAGGGAGGGAGGGAGGGAUGAAAGACUUGUUUGGGAGCCCAGGGAAGGUGAGUGGGCUUCUUCUAAGGAUAGGACAAUGCUUGUUUGCUUCUGCUUCUAUUGGUGUUAUGGCCUCUGCUUCUGGCUUCUCUACCACUACUGCUUUUUGCUACUUAAUUGCCUCAAUGGGUCUUCAAUUCUUGUGGAGUUUUGGACUUGUGUGCCUUGAUAUUCAUGCGCUGAGGCUGAAAAGAGACCUGCAUAGUCAUGUCUUAGUGAGCUUGUUUGUUGUAGGCGAUUGGGUGACCUCUGUUCUAUCACUUGCAGCUGCAUGCUCAGCGACUGGUGUGGUUAUCCUGCUUAGUAGAGAUACAAAUUUCUGCUGGGUAGAGAAGCAACUCGCUUGCAGUACGUUCAAAAUUUCGGUAGCUUUGGCUUUCGUUUCUUGGUUCCUCCUCGCAAUAUCUUCUUUUGUCAUGUUCUGGCUUCUGGCCUCUGUCUAAAGGAUUCGGUUUUUGUGCGUGUGUGCGUGUGUGAUCUGCCGUUUAAAGAAUUUGUAUUGCCGUAGUAACUGAAUGCAGUGCAUGCUGCUCAGUGUAAAUAUACUCCUAUAUUGUAACUACUGAACACAUUUACUGGAAAUGGUUCAUUAUUUUCCCCUCCAA